Messenger RNA from Bactrocera latifrons, 444 nucleotides. RefSeq names its product collagen alpha-1(I) chain-like. The record is from RefSeq and is a predicted model, not a curated record. NCBI's taxonomy places the organism in Eukaryota, Metazoa, Arthropoda, Insecta, Diptera, Tephritidae.
AUGGCUUAUGCAGCAUACUUUCUACAGCUCUGCCUAACCCUCCAACCGCUGCAAGCACAGUUCGUCGGCCCAGCUGGACAGGUAUACUAUACACAACAAGAGCCACCGGGACCACCAGGACCACCAGGACCACCUGGUUUAGCUGGUAAUAUAAGCAAUCCAGGGUCACGUGGUCCCACUGGUGAUACUGGUCCAGUAGGAGCAAUUGCUCCGCUAGGUGUACCUGGUCCCGACGGACGUGACGGUUCAGCUGGCCAACAGAGUGCGCCUGGUUUACAUGGUAGACGUGGCUUUCCAGGCUCGAAUGGACCGCCUGGACCGGCGGGUCCACAAGGUUUUAUAGAUCCACCCGGUCCACAAGAUCCGCCGGGUACGUCAGCUCGGCGCAUGACGCAUGACAUUUACGCGGAGGACGUAGAAACAGACUACUAUGAUAAUGAGUGA